GUUUCUCGGACCUUGAAUUACCUGCUCCGACCUCGCGACCAUCUCAGCUAUCCGGGUUCGCGACUCAUCCUCUUCUCCUCCUCUCCCCCUCUCCUUUCUCCUUUUGUAUUCGUAUAUACACCUUUAAUUUUUCACAAUGUCGAACAUUUGGGACUCCCUCAGUGGCCGCAAACAAUCCAAGGGCUCCGAAGCCACGGCCCCCGAUGCAUCCAGCUUCCUUUCCGACCUCCCCGACCCUACUCAACUGCACCCUCUCGCCGGCCUGAACCAAGAUACCCUCGACUACAUCACUCUGGAAGAUUCCGCGCUGGACCAAACGCCCGGCUCGCGCUCCGUGCUGCCGUCCCGCGGCUGGACCGAUGACCUGUGCUAUGGAACCGGAACGACUUAUCUGGCCGCGUUGACUCUGGGUGGUGUGUGGGGUUUGGCUGAGGGAUUGCAGAAGACGCCUGCGUCAGCUCCGCCCAAGAUUCGUCUCAACAGUGCGUUGAACUCCAUCACGAGACGAGGCCCGUUCCUGGGCAACUCGGCCGGUGUGGUUGCGAUGGUGUACAAUGGGUUGAACUCGGGUAUUGGCUAUGCGAGGGGCAAGCAUGAUGCCGCGAACAGCAUUGUGGCGGGUGCUUUGAGUGGAAUGGUGUUCAAGAGUACGAGGGGUGUGAAGCCCAUGGUGAUUUCGGGUGGUAUUGUGGCUACUAUUGCUGGUGGCUGGACUGUCCUGAGCAAGGCAUUCCUGUAAUUCAGCUAGCAACAUCACAGCCCCAUCUACUGUAUUUUAGCAACAAGCGAACCGAAUCGAAUCGAACCGAACAAGUCGAGUCGACUGUCCGUCCACCGCGUCCGGAAUCCAUAUGACAUGAUUGUAUGGCCUAGCAAAAGUGGAGGUACAUUUGGGUUGGUUUCCGCUGUAUUAGAACGGUUUCUUUUUGUCGUCUGUCGUCCUUUUCGUCUCACAUCUUCCCUCCGGCGUAUGAAGCAUUCUAUGUGGCAUUAUCCAUGGAUCGGACCGGCAUGGUAAUGGGUUUAUUUUAUUUUUCACUUUUCUGUACAUAUAAUGGUACUUGUUUGGCCGAUGAAGAGACUGGAUGAGUCUUGGUCUGCGCUUGAUGUCAUAGUGCCAAUGAAGAUUCAUGCUAUAUUCC
Messenger RNA from Aspergillus ibericus CBS 121593, 1142 nucleotides. RefSeq names its product protein transporter TIM23. The transcript has 2 exons. The coding region runs from base 137 to 739 and encodes 200 amino acids. Gene Ontology annotation, cellular component: mitochondrial inner membrane; TIM23 mitochondrial import inner membrane translocase complex. Gene Ontology annotation, biological process: protein import into mitochondrial matrix. Gene Ontology annotation, molecular function: transmembrane protein transporter activity. The record is from RefSeq and is a predicted model, not a curated record. NCBI's taxonomy places the organism in Eukaryota, Fungi, Ascomycota, Eurotiomycetes, Eurotiales, Aspergillaceae.